Molecule: messenger RNA, 1013 nt
Organism: Ctenopharyngodon idella (grass carp)
Lineage: Eukaryota; Metazoa; Chordata; Actinopteri; Cypriniformes; Xenocyprididae
Product: lecithin retinol acyltransferase family protein
Exons: 2
Biological process (GO): retinol metabolic process
Molecular function (GO): phosphatidylcholine-retinol O-acyltransferase activity
Source: RefSeq, a predicted model, not a curated record
AUGCCUCAUAUACCUCAUAAAUACUAUAAGCAUGAAAGUGAGAUCCAUAGCAUUUCUUAUGGAAAGAUUUGUUUGGUUUUUAAACAUUUUGGAAUCUACUUAGGUGAAGGUCGCAUAGCUCAUUUUAUCCUAGACAUCCUACCAGUGUUCACUAAAGAAAAAUCCAUUGUUGCAAAGAUGGUGACCAACAAAAGUUUUUGAAGUUUUGGCCAAGCUUUGGCUGAUUUUGCAUAUGGUGCUCAGAUUCAGGUCAAUAGUACAGAUAGUAUGGUCAGUGUACAGCCACUGAAUGGCGAGAAAGUGGCAGAGAAGCUGAUUGGAUCUUUCUCCUACAGCUUACUGUGGUACAACUGCGAACACUAUGUCAUGUAUUGCCGCUAUGGUGUUACAUUUAGCUUCCAAACCUUCCAGUUCUGCAAAACUGUAAGGACAAUUCUCUUCAGCGGGAAGAUGGCCUUCCUGUCAGCUAUAAUCGGGGUCUUCAUCAUUUUAUAUCUAGGUGCUAUGACACCUCUCACCACCCUCCCCGUUGUCAUCAUCCCCUUUACCAUCUGGAUGGCAUCUUGAAGACACUCCGGGUGGAAUUUGUCCUUUAAUGUUUAAACAGCCGCAAAAGCAUCAAGGCAUUUACUCUGUCAACAACUGCCAUUCAGGCUACAAAAUAUCUUGGUAUCUGGGACAAUAUGUGUCUGGUAUGCACACUAUAAAUGUUACAAGGAGUGAUGAUGAUGGAUUGAUGGAUGAUUAUCAGUUUCAUUUAACAAUUUAAGCACUAUUUUUGUAAUAAAUAAAAACUUAUGAGAAAACAACACAUUAUUGUCUCUGUUUAAUGUGCACCAUGAUCGCAAGACAUCUGCCACUGCCCACAGCAUGGAAUGAGUGAAAAAGUAAACGAGAGAGGAAAUCUGUCACUGGGUAUGACUGAAGGAAACAAACAAAACAUCAGAAAAAAGAAAAGAAGAAAAUCAAAAGCAAUAUAAAAAAUAGUAUAAUUCAUGUCCAAAUUUAAUGUA